AACAAACACAACUCACUCCAUCCACCAUCUCAUCAAUUCAUCCAUUCCAUCAAUCCUCAAGUCAAUCUCAAAACAAAUCCCACAAAACCCACACCCAAAAAGGCCAGAAUGGCAACAGCGGUCCAGAAAUUCAAACUAGUCUUCCAUGUCCCCCCGGCGGCACUGGAGACCGUCAAAACCGCCAUCUUCGCCGCCGGCGCAGGCCGAUACCCGGGACCAGGCAACUACACUGAAUGCUGCUGGGUGACGUCGGGGACGGGGCAGUUUCGACCGGGCGACAAGGCGAAUCCACAUAUUGGGGCUGUCGGGGAGCUCGAGAAGAUUGAGGAGCUGCGGGUUGAGACGCUGGUCGUUGGGGAGGGCGUUGUGAAAGGGGUUGUUGAGGCUUUGAAGAAGGCGCAUCCGUACGAGGAGCCGUCCUAUGGGGUUAUCCGCCUGGAGGACUUUUAAAAUGGGUGGAAUGGGUGAAGAUUGUUGGUGCUACUAUGGUGCCCUCGUGGAUUAUGCUUCUUCCUAAAGGUGCGAGGCAGGAGUCCUUGCAACAAUCCACCUGAAAACACCAGUUCUAGUUUGUUCUACCUGAUAAAUCGCAUAUGCGCGCGGUGACAGAAUGCAUCAGAUGGAAGGGAAUAAAUGCCCUGGUGGACCGGGUAGGAGAUACAGACUCUCGAUUUACUUCUCUACGAGUGAAAUGCAACGCUGCUAUCUCCAUUCUUGAAACCAACAAAGGCUGUGCGUGCGAGCGAAUUGCUCAAUUCAAAAUGAAACAGCCGUGUGGCACACUUGCUUCCCUCAUAUUUCCUGUUCGCUAGAAUCCGUCAAUCUUGAUUUCCUCCGGCUCUAUCAGCUCUCUAAAC
Molecule: messenger RNA, 857 nt
Organism: Aspergillus calidoustus
Lineage: Eukaryota; Fungi; Ascomycota; Eurotiomycetes; Eurotiales; Aspergillaceae
Source: the annotation of a GenBank genome assembly